This is a messenger RNA of Microthlaspi erraticum, 2523 nucleotides long. The record is from the annotation of a GenBank genome assembly. Lineage: Eukaryota; Viridiplantae; Streptophyta; Magnoliopsida; Brassicales; Brassicaceae.
AUGGGAGAAGAAGCUGUUUGUUUGGAGAUGCCAGUGCAAGGAGAAGACAUGGGUGACGAGAAUCGAUCAACGAAGAACGAAUUGAAGAGAGACCGUCUGUGUAUUGAAGAAGACAAUGUAGAAGGAGAGCUUUAUUCCAACAAGAGGCAAGCGAAGGAGGCUUCAAACGAUGAUAUUAGGUCAGAAAUAUCAAACCCAGUCCCAUCUCCGGUGGAUAAUACUUCUAGUUUUCGCGAUAUCACAAGCCAUCCGGUUAAAUCGAGCUCUGGGGAUCGCGUUGGGUCUUGUUCCGGCAGUGAUUCUGGUUCCGACGAGACAGUGAGCGACGAGGAACACUGUGAGUACGGCGAUGCGGUACCGUCUAGCUUUGUAUUGGAGAUUCCAAAGCAUCUUAGCACAACCGGGAUAACGAAAAUCACGUUUAAGCUCAGUAAACCAAAGGAGGAGGUCCAGGAGGAGGACUUCUGUGAUUUGCCUAUGAUCAAGGAGCAUCCAUGGGAGGGUGCUUCGUCAAAUGUAGCUUCUUCAACUUUAGAUGUGAAAACGUCGAAGAAGAUUGCCCCUAGCUACUUCGUAUCUAACGUGAAGAAGCUACUGUUGACGGGUAUUCUUGAUGGUGCUCGGGUGAAGUAUGUUUCAACCUCAGUUGUGAGAGAGCUUGACGGGAUAAUCCACUCGGGUGGGUUUAUAUGUGGCUGUGCUGCCUGCAAUUUCACGAAAGUUCUAGGUGCCUAUGAGUUCGAGAAGCAUGCUGGUGGAAAGACAAAGCACCCUAACAAUCACAUAUUUUUGGAGAAUGGAAGGUCGGUUUAUAACAUACUUCACGAGGUGAAGAAUUCUCCUGUUUAUGUUCUUGAGGAGGUGUUGAGGAAAGUGGCAGGUUCUGAUUUUAAUGAGGAAGGCUUUCAGGCAUGGAAAGAAAGAUUCCAGCAGGAUAAUAACAUGGCUGAAGAUGAUAGGAAUCAUACCAUGGAGAAUUCGUUUCAAUCUCUUGUCAGUUAUCCUGGUUCUGGUCGAUCUUUUGAUGAGAGUCAAAGCUUUACUCCAUAUUUCCCAGAGAACAAUUACUUUGGAAAGAAAAAGAAGCCAAAAGCAAAGAAGCUUCCCUCUCAUACGUUUGGUUCGAGUUGCCGUAAGAAAGUUUCUGAAGGCGGCAAUAAGAAGAGGGACAACGAUUUACACCGUUUGCUAUUUUUGCCGAAUGGGCUACCAGAUGGGACUGAAUUGGGUUACUAUAUGAAAGGACAGAGUCUACUGCAGGGUUACAAGCAAGGAAGUGGUAUAGUAUGUAGCUGCUGCGACAGAAAGAUUAGCCCUUCACUAUUUGAAUCGCAUGCUGGAAUGUCUAUUAGGCGACAACCUUAUCGUCAUAUCUGCAUAACUUCUGGAUUGUCAUUGCAUGACAUAGCCCUGUCAUUGGCGGAUGGCCAUGUCAUUACAACUGGUGACAAUGAUGACAUUUGUUCCAUUUGUGGCGAUGGUGGAAAUUUGCUACCCUGUGCUGGAUGUCCUCAAGCAUUUCAUACAGCAUGCUUGAAAUUUCAAUCUAUGCCUGAAGGUACUUGGUACUGUUCAAGCUGCAAUGAUGGAACUCCCUCUAGUAAAAUGGCCACUGCUACUGAUCCCAAUUCAAAACCGAUAGUCAUAAGACUGACAAGAGUUGUUAAAGCACCAGAAAGUGAAAUCGGUGGUUGCGUGUUCUGCAGGUCCCAUGAUUUUAGCGUUGGGAAAUUUGAUGAUAGGACAGUUAUUCUCUGUGACCAGUGUGAGAAAGAGUACCACGUCGGUUGUCUCAGGGAGAAUGAGCUUUGUGAUUUGAAAGGAAUCCCCCAAGAUAAAUGGUUCUGUUGUAGUGACUGCAGCAGGAUUCACACGGCUCUCCAGAGUUCUGUUUCCUGUGGGCCACAAACUAUUUCCACGCAUUUGUUAGAGACGAUAAGCAGAAAGGACAGAGAAAAAGGAAUAUGUACCGACAAUGGAGAUACUGUGGAAUGGAUGAUGCUUAGUGGAAAAAGUCGAUACCCCGAGCAUCUACCCUUUCUUUCACGAGCGUCUACUAUUUUCAAGGAGUGUUUCGAUCCCAUAGUGGCAACGUCUGGUCGUGAUCUUAUUCCUGUCAUGGUCUAUGGGAGAAAUAUAUCAGGCCAGGAGUUUGGAGGAAUGUAUUGCUUGGUCCUGAUGGUGAAUUCCCUUGUUGUUUCUGCUGCGCUGCUUAGGAUAUUUGGUCAGAAAGUUGCUGAACUUCCUAUUGUAGCUACAAGCCGAGAGUAUCAGGGAAGGGGAUACUUUCAAGGGCUGUUUGGUUGCGUAGAGAAUCUUCUUUCUUCACUGAAUGUUGAGAACUUGCUUCUCCCAGCAGCUGAAGAAGCCGAGUCUAUCUGGACAAAGAAAUUUGGCUUCACAAAGAUGACUGAACAGCAAUUGCAAAAGUACCAGAGAGAAGUGCAACUUACAAUCUUCAAGGGAACAUCGAUGCUGGAGAAGAAAGUGCCUAGGUUUACGGAAACAACUUCACCAAUCUGA